GCGUCUUUACAAUAAGCAUCGCAGUCAUGUGAGACCGGAAGUAGAGACUUGCUCGCAUUUGCUUGUUUGUGUGCACUGUAGGUUAGAACAAUGUUAAAACCUAAGGCGCUGACGCAGGUUUUGAGCCAGGCAAAUACAGGAGGUGUGAAUAAUACUUUAUUGCUCAACAAUGAAGGUGCUCUUCUGGCUUACUCCGGAUUUGGUGACAGAGAUGCAUCAGUCACAGCAGCCAUUGCAAGUAAUAUCUGGACAGCAUACAUGAGAAGUGGUCACCAAGUAUUUGACAACAGCAAACUUGACUGUAUUUUAUUGGACUGCAAGGAUGGAAAAGUAGCUAUAACAAAGGUUGCAAAUCUACUGUUGUGUAUCUGCAGCAAAGAAUCUGUAGGCUUUGGUAUGCUUAAAGCAAAGGUUGAGGCUUUGGCUGAAUAUUUGGAGGGUCCUCUGUCCCAGGUUGCAGCAUCUUGAUACAAGUGGGAUGCAUUGAUCCACGUGGAGCUUUAUCAUUGUUGUCAUGUAUUUUGCCUUUGUGCUCAUCCUUGUUGCAUGAAUUAAGCAUUUUUGUUUGGCUGAAAGAUUAGUUUUAGAUCACAUCUAUAUAAAGGUGGUUGCUAUUAUUUUCUGAUAACAUAUUAAGACAGGAUGGGUCACAUAAAAGAAGCCUGCCUCUGGUCUGUAUUAUUGUAUAUUAAGUGGCCCACCAUGUAUAAGUCAACUGGUCCUGAUGGGGUAAAAGUGCAUUGCCUGUCAUGUAAGGGAAUAUAUUACUUUGGGGGAGAAGCAAUCUUUUCAAUAUUAAGAUUUGUUUUAUCAAAGUGAUUAUAAACUUGCGAAGUAUCCAUAGGAACAUUAUCAACAAGCAGAAUAGAUAUUUUAAGAUCUUCCCAACAAAAAUGUUAAACAUCAUAGCAAGAAAACAAAACUAAUUUUACAACAGCCUGUCAGCAGAUACAAACGGACAAUGACAAGGUGAGAGUAGGAGUUAACAACCUAGUUUCUUUCCUUUAGCAAAACUAAUGUGAAGAAAAACAGGAGGAUUACAUUGCUUUGUGAGAUUUUGUCAUUCCUGGAUUAUAAUAUCCGAAACAGUGGUUUUGCAUUUGAUAGAAACUACUGGUCAUUUCGUUUUUGCCUGUCUGAUCCAGUGGUGCAUGUUUUGUGUGAUAAUAGGGAUGGAUGCAGGAGUGCAAGAAGUGGUAAUGCAGUAUUUUACUGUUUGUAACUUUACUUUGUUGGUUAUAAAUAAUGUAAAAAAAAAUAAUAUUUAACUAUGUCUAGAAAAAGAUGCUCUGCAUAAAAAUGGAAUAAAGUGAUGAAUCACUUA
Molecule: messenger RNA, 1324 nt
Organism: Pomacea canaliculata
Lineage: Eukaryota; Metazoa; Mollusca; Gastropoda; Architaenioglossa; Ampullariidae
Product: ragulator complex protein LAMTOR2-like
Exons: 4
Coding region: 91-468 (125 amino acids)
Biological process (GO): cellular response to amino acid stimulus; positive regulation of TOR signaling
Cellular component (GO): Ragulator complex
Molecular function (GO): molecular adaptor activity; guanyl-nucleotide exchange factor activity
Source: RefSeq, a predicted model, not a curated record